This is a messenger RNA of Pelodiscus sinensis (Chinese soft-shelled turtle), 1008 nucleotides long. Lineage: Eukaryota; Metazoa; Chordata; Testudines; Trionychidae. The record is from RefSeq and is a predicted model, not a curated record.
AUGCCAGAGCUAGGGCAGCCUAUGACAGGAGCAUCUUACCGUCUGGAGCAGCCCGAGAUCCUGGCGGCACCGACCGGGGGCUCCAUCACCCUGCCCUGCACGUUAAUCUACCCCCCCGAGAUCGAGCUGCUGCGGGAGGUCCGGGUUUACUGGAGGCGAGGGGGUUUCCAUGGCGAUUUCGUGUACAAUCACACUGAGGGGUUCACCCGCUGGGAUUACCGGGGCCGCAUCGCACUGGUCGGGAACCCGGGGGAGAGACCGAAGCGAACGGCCUCGAUCCGCAUCGACCGGCUGCAGGCGUCGGACACCAGCGAAUAUGUCUGCCAAGUCUGCGUGCAGUUGCAGAACGGCACAUGGAUCCCCUGGCGCGCUCUGCCAGGAACCCGCCUCACAGUGACAGAAGCAGCUCCCAGCCCCAUGCCUAGGACGUGGCACCCAGCACUGGCAACGCAGGACACGAGGAGUGCAGAGAGAAACAGCACUGGACACCUGGACACCACUCACCUCGCCCUCAUUGGCCUGGCCUCCACACUUUCCAAGAUCGGCAUCUGCAUCGCGGUCUUUGCCCUCUGCCAGUGGCUGGGCUGGGCUGGGCUCCAGGCCUCAGGAGCAGGAGGCCGGCACGGAGCGACCCACCAGGGGAACGGGAUUUGAAUGUGCCUCCUUGGCACACAGCUCACGGCCAAGCGUCCCCGGGGAAUGAUGCCAGCCAGCAGCGGUAAAAUGGCUGUUAUCCUUCAGGGAUACGCCCCCUCGCGAUAGAGGAGUGUGUGUGGGGAUAGAUAGAUAGAUAGAUAGAUAGAUAGAUAGAUAGAUAGAUAGAUAGAUAGAUAGAUAGAUAGAUUGGAUGGAUGGAUGGAUGGAUGGAUGAUGGGAGGUGUAUGAGGACAGGUAGCUAGACAGGGCUUGGGAACCUCUCACAAUGCCUGCAGGGCACAGGGACCUGGGUUACCCGCAUGGCGCCCUGCACUCCCCCGCAUUGCUGCUGUUACCCAAUAAAGUGUCGCG